Camelina sativa (false flax) is the source of this 546-nucleotide messenger RNA. RefSeq lists its product as uncharacterized. Gene Ontology annotation, molecular function: aspartic-type endopeptidase activity. Lineage: Eukaryota; Viridiplantae; Streptophyta; Magnoliopsida; Brassicales; Brassicaceae. Gene Ontology annotation, biological process: proteolysis. The record is from RefSeq and is a predicted model, not a curated record.
AUGAUGAAACAAGGAAAGAUUGAAAAGAAAAUUUUCUCCAUAUGGCUUGGGAGGUCUAGAGACUCUGGAGCAGGAGGGGAGAUAGUGUUCGGAGGCACAAACCCAGCUCAUUAUACGGGACAGCACACUUAUGUGACCGUGAAAGGGCGUAGACACUCUUUCCAAAUGAACAACAUAUUUGUCGGAAAAGCAGAUACCAAGAGAUGCUCAAGAGGCUGCAAAGUGUUUGUUGACUCAGGCACUACAAACAUUAUUAGUCCAACGGCUAUGAUCAAGGACAUCAAUGAUAGAAUCAAACUAUCACCAGAUUGCAAAAAGCUAAAUAAGCUGCCUGAUGUAACCUUUACAAUAGGCGGAAGGAGUUUCUCAGUCCGUCCACGUGAUUAUGUACGUCGGAAGAGUGAUAAUGUUUGCACAAGUAGAUUCGAGGGCGAUGAUAAAGUUAGCUUAUGGAUACUUGGCAUGCCAUUCAUACGAGCCUUUUAUACGGUGUAUGACUACACGAAACCACCAAAUGUGAAUAUUGGCUUUGCUCCGUCGGUUUAG